Drechmeria coniospora is the source of this 1065-nucleotide messenger RNA. Its product is annotated as protein arginine N-methyltransferase 1. Gene Ontology annotation, cellular component: nucleus. The transcript has 6 exons. Gene Ontology annotation, molecular function: protein-arginine N-methyltransferase activity. Bases 1 to 1065 code for a protein of 354 amino acids. Lineage: Eukaryota; Fungi; Ascomycota; Sordariomycetes; Hypocreales; Ophiocordycipitaceae. The record is from RefSeq and is a predicted model, not a curated record. Gene Ontology annotation, biological process: peptidyl-arginine methylation.
AUGAGCGCCGACAAGAUGGACGUCGAAAUGGCGGAGCAGAGGAUGAACUCGCUCGAGCACAGCGAGCAGCACUACUUCAAGAGCUACGACCACCACGCUAACCCCGAGUCUCCCCCUCGAAAAGGCAUACACGAGGAAAUGCUGAAAGAUGAGGUCCGCACGCGGUCGUACAUGAAUGCCAUCGUCCAGAACAAGCACAUUUUCAAGGACAAGGUCGUCCUCGACGUCGGAUGCGGUACCGCCAUCCUGUCCAUGUUCGCCGCCAAGGCCGGCGCAAAGCACGUCAUCGGCGUCGACAUGUCCUCCAUCAUCUUCAAGGCCCGCGAGAUCGUCAAGACCAACGGCCUGUCCGACAAGAUCACCCUCAUCCAGGGCAAGAUGGAGGAGGUCAAGCUGCCCUUUCCCAAGGUCGACAUCAUCAUCUCGGAGUGGAUGGGCUAUUUCCUGCUCUACGAAUCCAUGCUCGACACCGUCCUCUACGCCCGUGAUACCUACCUCGAGAAGGACGGCUUGAUCUUCCCCGACAAGGCCACCAUCUUCUUUGCCGGCAUCGAGGACGGCGACUACAAGGAGGAGAAGAUCGGAUUCUGGGAUAACGUCUACGGCUUCGACUACACCCCCCUUAAGGAGACGGCCCUCUCGGAGCCUCUCGUCGACACCGUCGACCUCAAGACCGUCGUCACCGACCCCACUCCCGUCCUCACCCUUGAUCUCUACACGUGCACCGUCGCCGACCUGGCCUUCACCACCAACUUCAAGCUCUCCGUCAAGCGCGACGACUUCAUCCACGCCCUCGUCUCGUGGUUCGACAUUGACUUUACUGCCUGCCACAAGCCCAUCCGCUUCUCCACCGGCCCCCACACCAAAUACACGCACUGGAAGCAGACCGUCUUCUACUUCAAGGAUGUCCUGACCGUCCAGGAGGGCGAGGAGGUCGAGUGCAAGCUCCUCGUCAAGCCCAACACCAAAAACCGCCGAGAUCUCGACAUCGAGGUCGAGUACGAGUUCGAGACGGGCGACGCCACCCGGACCGCUCGGGGCAAGUGUGACUACCGCAUGUGCUGA